CAUCGCCCUCUUCCACCGCCAACAUCACAACUGCCGGGGCUGUUGCUGUCGGACCCUCAGUCUUAACAUUCUCAGGUUCUCAUCUGUUCUUAUAACAAAUUCUCAUGGUAUUUAGAGCAGCUGAAGUACCCAUCGAAUGGAAAGAACACUAUGUUGGAGACCAAGUAGACCCUCGAACCCAGAGUUUUCUAAAUUGGGAAAGUUUAGAAUCAGUUUGCCGGAAUAAGGUAGGCUUGAAAGGUCCCAUGGCUACGCCAAUUGGAAAAGGUUGUUGUUCUCUGAACCUUACUUAAGGAAAGAACUUAAUCUGUAUGCCAACGUCAGUCCUUGUUACAGUCUCCCUGGCUAUAAAACUAGUUAUGAUGAUGUAAAUCUUAUUACUAUUCGUGAAAACACAGAAGGGGAGUACAGUGGACUUGAACAUCAAGUUAGUUUGUUUUUACAGGAUCCAUAAACAUCCUAGCACAUAUGCAGAGGAAACAAAUUAGAUACUUGUUUUCUCCUUUGUGCUAGGUGGUGAGGGAAGUUGUUGAAAGCCUAAAGAUCAUUACUUGUCAGGCAAGUUUACGAGUGGCUGAAUAGGCUUUUCACCAUGCUAAGACCCAUGGUAGAGAGAGAGUUUCAGUGAUUCACAAAGCCAACAUUAUGCAGAAAACUGAUGGUCUUUUUCUCAAGGGAUGCUAAUAUACAUUGUUGAAUUUAUUGUAAUUGUUUCCCACAGGAUUGCUUACUAAGUGUGGUUUAAUUUUCACUUCCAGUGUUGCCGCGAGGUUGCAGGGAAAUAUCCUGAGAUAACAUAUGAGGAAGUUGUCAUUGACAAUUAUUGUAUGAUGCUUGUGAAGAAUCCAACACUUUUUGAUGUAUUGGUGACGCCUAACCUUUAUGGUGACAUUAUCAGCGACCUUUGUGCUGGAUUGAUUGGGGGAUUGGGUCUAACACCAAGGUAAAUGUACAUCGUUUAUAAUCAGUAAUUGUUACAUACAUCCUCUUAUUUGACGGCAUGACUUCUUGUGCAGUUGCAACAUUGGUGAGGGUGGAAUAUUACUAAUUGAUGUUACCCCUGCACCAAGGACCCUCCACCCUUGGACCUUUGCAAGCAAUUUUACUAGUUGAUGUUACCCCUUUUGAAAAUUUUCUAAUGAAGGAUAUAGUCAUGC
Rubroshorea leprosula is the source of this 1157-nucleotide messenger RNA. The record is from the annotation of a GenBank genome assembly. Lineage: Eukaryota; Viridiplantae; Streptophyta; Magnoliopsida; Malvales; Dipterocarpaceae.